UGCUGCUAUUCUGCUGUUCCUGCUUAAAGUACAGAUUCACUAAACUUGAUUUUGCAACAGUCGGAAAAGUUUGCUUUCAUUUUAGUCGCGUACUUUGUAACGUAGUUGAUUAUGUCAAUGCCAACCCUAGCGCGCGUGCGAUGUGUAAACCACACAUGUUUUGGGUAUAGCCACAAGUAAAUGGGUACUGAUGUAAUUUUGUCGCUCUUGAAUUGAUGAAAUAAAGCGCAGUUCUUAGACGUCUUAGCCCAGUCAAUAUAUUUACAUACCGUAUGACGUCUUAUCGACUAUAAUUCAAAUAAAAGUAAUUAUGAAGGAUACUUCAAUAACCAAGCUUAAGCCGGAUGUGUUAUGGGGGAGGUUAAGAAAGUAUCUUCAUUUUUCAUUAUUAAGACAAUGUGGUAUCUGCAGCUGACCUUAACAAGUGACAGAACUUAAAGCGCAACCGUUUUCUUCCAAAAGCUUUGUGCUAAGAUAUGUGGCAAAUGCUUUUCUUUCUGUAUUUAGUCACAUUUUAUUUUUAAUUACUUCUUAAACGUAACAGUUAGGAAAACAUAAUGCAGUCGAAAUAUCAUUCUAAAGUAAAUCGUAGGCACAUCGAUAAUGAACUUUCCAGAACAAACAUGCAUUUGCAGCUUCACUGUAAGUGAAAAAUAAUUGACAGACGGCGGCAUUACAAAGCGGAAGUGUCAAAAAGCUCGGGUUAUUAUCAAAGGUUAGUACACAGUCCAUUAACAACCCGUUAUUUAGCUACAGAACGAGGUUUUUCUCACUUUUAAGCUUCGUUUUCACAACAAAAUUGAAUUCUUUCAUCGUUGCUAGACCAAUGGCCAACAUUACUGGAGAUACAAACUUCACAAGCAAACUGAACCAAGCACUGAGCUCAGCACCAACUGGCAUGCGUGAAUUGUUCUCAGCUUUGAACAUUUUUCUAUCCAUCACCGCAUCUCUGGGCAAUGUUGCGAUCCUUAUUGCUCUUCAUAAAGUCACUUCUAUUCAUCUUCCGACGAAACUUUUCUUUCGAUGUCUGGCGGUCACUGAUCUUUGUGUUGGUCUCAUUGUGCAACCACUCUCUCUAACCCUAAUUAUGUCUCCUUUGAUAAGGAUGAACGUUCAAGGUUUUUUCUACAUUCGCCGAGUACGUAACUUUUUAGGCUGGAUUUUGUGUGGAGUAUCUAUCUUGACAUCAGCCGCUAUUAGUGUGGACAGACUUCUCGCCCUGUUGUUGGGACUGAGAUACAGACACGUCGUAACAUUAAGGCGAGUACGUGUUACUAUAAUUUGUUUUUGGUUAAUUGGCGCUUUAGCUGGAUGGACUCGGGUGCAAAGAGCUUACAAGGGAACCUUUGCUAUUUUGACACUUUCUCUAGUUGCCACGAUUUUCUGUUACACGACGAUCCACCUCAAACUACGACAUCAACAAGCUCAGCUACAUAACAAUGUCCCUCAAGGCCCGAUCGCAAUCGGAGGAGGGACUCCACUGAAUAUAGCAAGAUACAAAAGGUCACUUUCUAGCAUAUUGUCGGUGCAGCUGGCUUUAGUUGUCUGCUAUGCUCCGUUUGGCAUUGCGCUCAUGCUAUCUGCAAAUAGAAUAAACUUCGUAGCUUGGAGAGCAACGGAGACUCUAGUCUACCUAAACUCGUCUCUAAACCCAGUCCUGUAUUGCUGGAAGAUCCGAGAAGUAAAACAAGCAGCAGGAGACACUAUUAGACAGCUUUCCUGUUUUUAACAGCUAAAUUUACAUUUAUUCCUAGUAACACCAAAAAUUACCUUUUUCAAAUUCUUUGUGGUUAGUUUGGUAAAUUAAAUACUAUAUUUAUUGUGUCGAUAUUUCGUAGCAUAGUUAAUUAGCAUUCGGUGCGUGUGAAUACUCUGCCUGAUAUGUACCCGAUUGUACAUAUUUAGUUAUAAGUUGUCUGUAAUUUAUGCGUGUGUCAGUUGCAUCCGAUCUUGGCUGCUAUCAAGAUGUCUUCGAGGAGUUCAAAGUUAUUUAACGUUACAUUUAUAAUGCUAGUUUUUUAAAAAAAAUAUGACUUGUCCGUUUGAACUCAUAUUUCAUUAACUUUUAAAAGCUAUGCUAGGUCCUCGGUUAAAAGAGCAGAAGUCAGAAGUGCUGGACAACAGGAAAAACAGAGAACUACAGGCAAACGUGUUUUUUUCUUAUGUCUGGAGUUCGACCGUGAUGGACAGACUAUGUCAAAAUAAAAUUUGACCACUGUUACUUUUUAGUUCCUGGAGAACGGCUUGCCUGAAGAAUAGGAUCGUUAAGUUGUCCGCGGGCUUUUACACUCUCUCUUUACUGCCUUAACUUGCGGGAGCAAUCCGUAAUCUAGGAUAAAGAAAGCAACCCAUGUGCUAUCUAACAUUAGCAUGAAGUUUGAAAAGGAAUAUUUGGAGACAACGGAAGUAAAAUGAGCUGGAAGAGAAACGAUUUAGAGUUUUAUAGAUAAACUUCUGUGGGAUAAUCGACUUUGUCUCUGUGGGAAAGGGAAUUUUGAUUGUAAGAUCGCGAAAAAAGGAAAAAAACCUCUCAAAAAUGACAAAAAGGUCUAUACAAUACAAACAGAAAAGACCAAGGGUCUGUAUUUUCCUGGUAAGAUCCCGAGUAAGCUUGGUUAAAAAGAGAUUUAGCGGUGACAUGACCGAAAA
Messenger RNA from Orbicella faveolata, 2649 nucleotides. Its product is annotated as adenosine receptor A3-like. Gene Ontology annotation, cellular component: plasma membrane. NCBI's taxonomy places the organism in Eukaryota, Metazoa, Cnidaria, Anthozoa, Scleractinia, Merulinidae. Gene Ontology annotation, biological process: G protein-coupled receptor signaling pathway. The record is from RefSeq and is a predicted model, not a curated record. Gene Ontology annotation, molecular function: G protein-coupled receptor activity.